AUGUCUUCUUCCGUUUUCUUCAGGUUCAAAAACCAGAAGGAUGUGCAGAGAGUGACCUUUGAUGGCACUGGAAUUUCCGUCUUUGAGCUCAAGCGAGACAUAAUCAACAUGAGCAGACUCGGCGACGGCACUGACUUCGACUUUAACAUCUACAACCUCGACACUAAUGAAGGUAAGCAAACACCACUAAGUGUACGUCUUCAUUCGCAGACAACUGACUCCGAGCANGAAUACAAUGACGACACAUCUAUCAUCUCCCGUGGAACCACCGUUCUCGCCAGACGUCUUCCUGCCACCAAGCCCGGCGCUGGUAGAGCCGCACGUUACGUCUCCGGCAAGAUGCCCGUCAUGGCAAAGAAUCAACAUCGUAUCGAACCCUCCAAAUCCGCAGCUGCAGCCGGAACACCCAUGGGCAACGGCGCNCCUCAAGACAUGAACCCCAACAUGACCGAAGAAGAGAAGAUCGCAGCCAUGUUCCAGGCAGGAGGUGCUCAGUGGGAGCAGCAACAACAAGAGAUGGCCAACCAAAAGGCCGUUCACCGCACUGGCGGCUUCCAGAAGACAGCAAACGUUCCCGAUAAGCCCCUGCCCCCAGGUUACACCUGCCACCGCUGUGGUGAAAAGGGUCACUGGAUCCAAGCAUGUCCCACCAACAAUGACCCCAACUUUGACGGCCGCCCCAAGUUCAGACGUACUACUGGUAUUCCACGAUCCUUCCUCAAGGUUGUCGAGAAGCCUACCGCACUAUCGAGCGACGGAACCAUCGACGUUUCUCAGUUGCCAGCGGGUGUCAUGUACACUGCUACUGGAGAAUGGGUUGUUGCAAGACCAGACGAGGCUGCAUGGGAAAAGUUCCAGGCUAAGGCCAAGGCAGCGGCCGACAAGGCCGAAGCUGCCAAUACAGACAGCCAAGAAUUGAGCGAGAGAGGCUUGGAAUGUCCAAUUGACAAACGCAUGUUCGUCGAUCCAAUGAAAACUCCUUGCUGUGGGAAGACGUAUUGCCGUGACUGUAUCGAGAAUGCCCUUCUUGAAAAUGACUUUGUCUGUCCUGGUUGCUCCUCAGACAACACACUAGUUGACAACCUCAUCUCUGACGAAGAGGCCGUAGACAAGAUCAAGGCCUACCAAGAGGACAAGGCGAAAAUGAAGCUGGAGAAGGAAAAGGAAAAGUCUGCUACCCCGCCACCAACUGAGCAACAAACCAGCAUCAAUAACUCUGCUGCAACUGACAGAAAGUCAAACUCUCCAAAGCCCGCAUCAGUAGAUGGAGACAAGUCGGCCACCUCGACACCACAAACAACUUCUGCAACCGAUUCUAAGAAGCGUCCCGCCGAAGACGAGUUGGAGAACACUAGAAUUCCUACCGGCCCUGCAGCUAUGCGCAAGCAGAACAACGCAUCUCAACCACCAAUGCAGGGAGGCGCCUUCGACCAGAACAACUUCAUCCAAUCCAUGAACGCUCUCGCCAACCAACAAGGAGGUAUGCCUGGAAUGGGCGGCUUCAACCCAGCCAUGGGCAUGGGCUUNCCUGGAGGUAUGAUGGGAAUGCCGAUGAACAUGAUGGGCAUGCCUAACCAGAUGAUGGUGAACGGAGGAUGGGGCGGUAUGGGCUUCAUGAACGGCAUGAAUGGCAUGAACGGUAUGAACGGCAUGGGCUUCCCACAACAACAACAGCAGCAACGUGGAGGAAAUAUGUAUGGUGGCGGUUACAACAACCAGAUGAUGGGCCAGAACGGAGGCUACGGUCAAGGCCAGGGUCAAGGCCAGCAAUGGCAAGGCAAUCAGAACUGGAACAACGCAAACAACAACCAGCAACCAGGAGCAGAAGGUGACGAUGGUGCAUACAUCCGCCGCCCUGUCAACCCACACCGUCACCAAGCACGUAACCGCAGACAGCGAUCAGUCGACUAUCGCGAGAUGUGA
Messenger RNA from Aureobasidium vineae, 1923 nucleotides. Lineage: Eukaryota; Fungi; Ascomycota; Dothideomycetes; Dothideales; Saccotheciaceae. The record is from the annotation of a GenBank genome assembly.